This is a messenger RNA of Eubalaena glacialis (North Atlantic right whale), 517 nucleotides long. RefSeq names its product NELL2 interacting cell ontogeny regulator 1 (gene NICOL1). The transcript has 4 exons. Lineage: Eukaryota; Metazoa; Chordata; Mammalia; Artiodactyla; Balaenidae. Bases 20 to 469 code for a protein of 149 amino acids. The record is from RefSeq and is a predicted model, not a curated record.
CGGGAGAAGGGACACUUUGAUGGAUCCACGAGUCCGCAGCUGUGCCUUCCACCGCACCGCCGCCGAGGUCUCCCCGAGCCUUGCCCGUGCGCGCGCGGGGACAGCGGGGCAGGAGCGGGCCGCGAUCCGGAGGCAGCGGGACGGGACGACAGGGCGCCCGGGCUCCCUCCGCUCGGCCAUGGCCCCCUCGCCGCCGUGCAGGCCCCCGAGGUCGCCGCCGCCGCUGCUGCUGCUGCUGCUGCUGCUGAGCGUCGCGCUGCUGGGCGCCCAGGCCCGCGCGGAACCCGCCGCCGGGAGCGCCGUCCCCGCGCAGAGCCGCCCGUGCGUGGACUGCCACGCUUUCGAGUUCAUGCAGCGCGCCCUGCAGGACCUGCGGAAGACGGCCUGCAGCCUGGACGCGCGGACGGAGACCCUCCUGCUGCAGGCCGAGCGCCGGGCCCUGUGUGCCUGCUGGCCGGCCGGCCGCUGAGGACCCUCAGCCAGACUGCUCCCUCACCAAUAAACACCUGGCCCGGCA